AUGGUCAACGUCACGUACGAUGCUUCGGGCGACCUUGUAUGGUACGACUCGUCCACCGACACCACAUACGUGUACAACCUCGGCGACAUUGCCUGGGUGCUCUGCUCCACGGCUCUCGUGUGGAUCAUGAUUCCAGGUGUCGGCUUCUUCUAUUCGGGUCUUCUCCGACGCAAGAAUGCUCUCAGCAUGAUUUGGAUGUGCAUGAUGACCAUCGCUGUCGUCUCCUUCCAGUGGUUUUUCUGGGGCUUCUCGCUGGCGUUCAGUGAUACGGCGACGAAUCACUACAUUGGCAACCUCCAAUACUUCGGCCUGAAGGGCGUGCUGGAGAAACCAUCCGUGGGGAGCACACGCGUCCCGUCCAUCGCGUUCUGCGUCUUCCAGCUUAUGUUCGCGGCCAUCACGCCGAUGCUCGCAAUCGGUGCAUUCGCAGAACGCGCGCGCCUCGGGCCGGUCAUGGUCUUCGUGUUCAUAUGGUCCACGAUCGUCUACGACCCCAUCGCGUGCUGGACGUGGAACUCGUCCGGCUGGUCGUUCAUCCUCGGCGGGCUCGACUUCGCUGGCGGCACGCCCGUGCACAUCUCCUCCGGCACGGCCGCGCUCGCGAUCAGCAUCUACCUGGGCAAGCGCCGCGGGUACGGCACCGAGCGGCUCGCGUACAAGCCGCACAACACGACCUACGUCGUGCUCGGGACCGUCUUCCUGUGGUUCGGCUGGUUCGGCUUCAACGGCGGCAGCGCGCUGAGCGCGAACCUGCGCGCGGUGCAGGCGUGCAUCGUCACGAACCUCGCUGCCAGUGUCGGCGGCCUGACAUGGAUGCUCUGGGAUUACCGUCUCGAGCGCAAAUGGUCGACCGUCGGUUUCUGCUCUGGCGCUAUUGCCGGCCUUGUGGCCAUCACGCCUGGCUCCGGUUUCGUCGGUUCACCGGCCGCGGUGCUCUUCGGCUUCAUGGCCGGCACUGUAUGCAACUUUGCAACGCAGCUGAAAUUCUAUCUCGGCUACGAUGACUGUCUCGAUAUCUUCGCCUCGCACGCUAUCGGCGGAGUUGUAGGCAAUAUUCUCACAGGCCUGUUCGCGCAGGCGAGCGUGGCCGGCUUCGACGCCAUCACGAAAAUCCCUGGUGGCUGGCUCGACCACCACUACAUCCAGCUCGGAUACCAGCUCGCGGACUCUGUGUCCGGUAUGAGCUACUCGUUCGUCAUGACCACCAUCAUCCUCUGGGUAAUGCACUACAUCCCCGGCAUGCGUCUGCGCUGCACCGAUGAUGCGGAGAUCAUCGGCAUCGAUGACACGGAGAUGGGCGAGUUCGCGUACGACUAUGUCGGCCUGGACUACAUCUCCGGCGGCGGCUUCCGCGACGACCUGCGCCCGACAAGCGACCUUGCCGCGCCAGGCGGUGGCCGCGAGCCGAAGCACGAGCACCUGCAUCACCAAGGGGUCGACGUUGCGGUGCGGGAACACGAGGGCAGCACGGGGAGCACGGUGGAGGGCAGCGACGAGAAGCGGGUAGCGCAGUCAUGA
This is a messenger RNA of Postia placenta MAD-698-R-SB12, 1518 nucleotides long. RefSeq lists its product as hypothetical. Bases 1 to 1518 code for a protein of 505 amino acids. Gene Ontology annotation, molecular function: ammonium channel activity. The record is from RefSeq and is a predicted model, not a curated record. NCBI's taxonomy places the organism in Eukaryota, Fungi, Basidiomycota, Agaricomycetes, Polyporales, Adustoporiaceae. Gene Ontology annotation, cellular component: plasma membrane. The transcript is spliced from 10 exons. Gene Ontology annotation, biological process: ammonium transmembrane transport.